AGAUACAGUUUUGCCAGUGGUCUGAUCAACUUAAAGAUUCAUUCAUCACGUUUUUAAUAAAAUGCUUUAAUUUCACUAUUAAAAUACGAUAAAUACAUUUAAAAAAGGGUGUCAUUAUAUUUAAUAUUAAGAAUGUCAUUAUUAGAAAAAAUUCGGAUGUUGAAUAAGGAACAGUUAAUAAUAGUAAUUAGAGAGAAUGGAUUUGAAGGCAUUGCCGAGAUUCUGGAAGAUAAGGACAUAACUGGCCAAACGUUUCUUAAUCUUCCUACAUUUCAGCUUAUCAGUUGGAAUUUAUCAAUAAGAGCAAUGAAAACUCUCACUAAAUUUAUAGAACAAGUUAAAAAUAAUCCACAAAUCCUCAACAGAAACAAUUUACUCAAAGCAUAUCAAGAAAAACAGGAAUUUUCUACAAAUACGAGUGUAAAAGUAAAAUCAUCCCAGAAUAUUGACGCUCAAAAAUCCUCACAUUUGAAUGAUUUUAAAAAUAAAUUAGCGAUCACAUUAAACUCAGAAAAAUCAUACCGGUUUCAAAAACCGCCGAUGAUUGACAGAGAUCUAUUAACUAAUAAGGAAUCUAAUACUAUUUCGCAAGAUCCCAGUGAAUUUCAUAUGAAACCAAAGCCUGUACUUCCACUUCCCAAAGUGAGAGAAAAAAUACCAACUCCAAGGAUACAUCAAAUACCUUUUGUUAGAGGAAAAAACUCGGAAUAUCCAGAUUCCGAUUUCAUUGUAGAUGUUAACGACACACAAAAUAAUUAUACUAGAUAUAUAAAGGAUCAGAGUAAAAGAUCUGCAAUGUGCCAAAAUCCUUUAAGUUAUUCAGAGGAUAAUAGCUCAUCUGUAAAUAUUAGAAAACGUCUACUGACUCCAACAGAAGUUCAAGGCAAUCUGGAAAUUCCCGAAGAUAUUAAUAUGUCAACAGAAGACUUGAAAUUCAUUUCUCAUAGUAAUAACAAUACAUAUCCAUCGAGUUACAGACAAAAUCUGCCGACUCCUGUUGAAGUUUCUAUCAAUAGAUUUAAAAAUAUUGAACCACUUCCAUCGAAUUUAACUAAAAUGAUUCCUGACCAUGAAGGCAUUACUCGUUUAUAUAAGAAACCAUUAGUAGAGGAUACUGAUAUACUUAACAAAACAAAAAACGUAUCAAAAUCUCCAGCUAGGAUUUUUAAUACACCAGGUAAUCUCAUUGAGCGAAGGCCUCUCAAAACUUAUGAAAAUCACCAUAUCGAUGAUAACAAUCCGAACCGACUUGACCAAGAUCCAAUAGAAUUCUACAAAAAUCGACCACUGCCUCCAGUUCCAAGAGAUGAAGAGAUAAUUAGCUGUGUAAAUUCGAAUAAAACCGACCGUAGAGUACCAAAGAGUCUUGAUGAUAAUUUAAUAAGACGAAAUGUUAUACAUGGAAAUGCGACACGUAGAUCAGUUGACUUCAACAACGAAAGAUUCUUCAGAAAUACCGAUAGAAGAGGAGCUGAACGUCUUUUAAUGAAUUUGAGAGAUGGAGCUUUCCUAUUCAGACCGAGUAAAAAAUAUUAUUUGGCUUUGACUAUUAAAUAUAAACAAAGCUUUUAUAAUUUUGGAAUUGAAAGAACGUCAAAAAUGACAAUUCGUUUAAAUGCCGAUACAAACAAUGUUGCACCAGAAUUUAGAACCCUUCGGGAUUUUACCGAAUAUUUCACCAUAGAACCAAUUUCGUUCAAAAACGAGGAUGAAUUAGUUGAUAUAAUACUAGAACCAGUUCUUCCUGAUAAUUUUAAUUAAGACUUAUUUAUGCUAACUUUAUUAAAUAUAUCUAACUUAAAAUUCUUAUCAUU
Molecule: messenger RNA, 1814 nt
Organism: Diorhabda carinulata
Lineage: Eukaryota; Metazoa; Arthropoda; Insecta; Coleoptera; Chrysomelidae
Exons: 5
Coding region: 133-1761 (542 amino acids)
Source: RefSeq, a predicted model, not a curated record